AUGGAUUUUGUUUCGAGUUUGCUGUUGACACCAUCUUGGAAGGAUUCAGUUUGGGUGAUAGUGGAACGGUUUACGAAGCGUGCGCAUUUUUUGCCUAUGCAUACGACCUUCAAUUUGCAACAGUUGGCUGAGCUUUACAUCAGGGAGAUUGUUAGAUUACAUGGAGUUCUAGUUUCUAUCAUAUCAGAUCGAGAUCCAUGGUUUACUUCGAGAUUCUGGAAGACAUUGCAUGAGGCUUUGGGUUCGAAGCUUCACUUCAGUACAACUAGCAAUUGGGAUCGUCAUUUGCCAUUGGCUGAGUUCACAUACAACAACAGUUAUCAAAAGAGUAUUCAGCUGGAUCCGUUUGAGGCACUUUAUGGUAGGAAAUGUAGGACUCUACUAUGUUGGUGUCACAUGUAUGAGAAGUGGAAUUUGGGUCCGGAUUUGGUUCGUGAAAUCGAGGACAAGGUGAAACUUAUUUGUGAACGGUUGAAGACUGCUUCAGAUAGGCAGAAAUCUUUUGCUGAUUUGAGACGUCGAGAUGUCAAACAUCAGGUUUUGAGGUUUGGGUGGAUUGGACCGAUUGCUUAUUGUCUUCUAUUCCCACCUGAGUUUAAGCGUAUGCACGAUGUCUUUCAUGUUUCCAUGCUACGAAAGUAUAGAUCGGGUCCUUCCCAUGUUUUUCCUAUUGAGGAGAUUGAGGUUCGAUUUGACCUUUUGUAUGAGGAGGAACCGGUUGCAAUCCUAGGCCGUAAGGUCAAGGUGUUAUGCAAUAAGAUGGUUCCAUUGGUGAAAGUUUUGUGGCGCAACCACAAGACUGAGUAA
Gossypium raimondii (Peruvian cotton) is the source of this 807-nucleotide messenger RNA. RefSeq lists its product as uncharacterized. The transcript has 3 exons. The coding region runs from base 1 to 807 and encodes 268 amino acids. The record is from RefSeq and is a predicted model, not a curated record. NCBI's taxonomy places the organism in Eukaryota, Viridiplantae, Streptophyta, Magnoliopsida, Malvales, Malvaceae. Gene Ontology annotation, molecular function: nucleic acid binding.